Molecule: messenger RNA, 2828 nt
Organism: Chelonus insularis
Lineage: Eukaryota; Metazoa; Arthropoda; Insecta; Hymenoptera; Braconidae
Product: mucin-2-like
Exons: 3
Coding region: 131-2707 (858 amino acids)
Cellular component (GO): extracellular region
Molecular function (GO): chitin binding
Source: RefSeq, a predicted model, not a curated record
UCUUUAUAAAGAGCAUAAUCGAACAAACAAAUUCAGUUUAUUUCCUAUUUCUAUCGAUGUUGUUAAGGAAUCAUAAAUAGUUAUAAUUUACUGAAUCUUCAAUAAACAGUGAAAUUGAAAAUAUACAAUCAUGAUCAGAAAUUGGGUGAUCGCUAUCGUAGUGAUAGCAAAUUUUUAUCAAGUAAUAAGUGUAUCAGCUCAAGAUCACAAAAUUCCGACGGAAUGUCCAAAAGUGGAUCCAAUGAAUACCACCGUGCUUCUAUCUCAUGAAACAGAUUGUACAAAAUUUUAUGCUUGUUCUAAUGGAAGAAAGAUACUGAUGGAAUGUCCUAUUAUGGAUGCUUGGGGAAAUAAAUUAUACUUUAAUCCGAAAUUAGAAGUUUGUGAUUGGCCUUGGAAUGCUGGAUGUCAUGUACAUACUACAGAAGUCCCUGAAGUGACAACUACAGAAAUAACUACAACUGAAUCUGAGGAAAAUUCGACAGAAGUAACGACUGAAGCAGCAAUCACGGGGUCGUCACCAAUAACAUUAUCUCCGACUACAACAACACUAAAACCUACAGAAAUUACAUCUCAGCCUUCAACUGAAACAUCACCUACAACUUCAACGACAGCGAAACCCACUGAAGUAACAUCUCAAACUCCAACUGAACCAUCAUCUGCAGCUACGACAAUGAAACCAACUGAAGCAACAUCUACAACUACGACAACGAAACCCACUGAAGCAACAUCUACAACUACGACAGCGAAACCCACUGAAGCAACAUCUCAAGCUCCAGCUGAAGCAACAUCUACAACUACGACAAUGAAACCUACUGAAGCAACAUCUACAACUACGACAGCGAAACCCACUGAAGCAACAUCACAAGCUCCAACUGAAGCAACAUCUACAACUACGACAAUGAAACCCACUGAAGCAACAUCUCAAGCUCCAACUGAAUCAUCGUCCCCAAAAACUACAACAGUGGAACCUACUGAAAUAACAACUCAAGCUCCAACUGAACCAUCAUCUGCAGCUACAACAAUAAUUCCGACUGUGACAUUACCUCCAGCUACAGAACCAUCAGUUUCAACAACAUCAACACAAACUACGCAACCACCUGUAAAUGUUCCAUCAGAGUCUUCUACUAUUCCUGAACUGUCUUCUUCCACACAAAGUACAUCUGAACUCCCAAUAUCUAAUGAAACAACUUCACCACCUUUAACGACAAUACCUACAAUGAUCCCUACAGCUGAUUUUGAAUCUAACGGAACAACAACAACUCGUCUCCCAUCACUUCCUCAAUGCUCUCCUGCUACAGCAGGAGUUCUUUAUCCUCAUGAGUCUGAUUGUUCAUUAUUCUACGAAUGUGUUUUUGGCAAAUAUGUUCUUCGUAAAUGUCCACAAGGCCUUUAUUUCGAUGUUACCCAUCAAACUUGUGUAUGGCCUUGGGAAUCAGAUUGUGUUUCAUCAACUGAACCGCCAACAACUCAAUCAACGGAUCCUCCAACAACGGAACCAACUAAACCUCCAACAACUCAACCACCUAAACCUCCAACAACGGAACCAACUAAACCUCCAACAACUCAACCACCUAUACCUCCAAUAACUCAACCACCUAAACCUCCAACAACUCAACCACCUAUACCUCCAAUAACUCAACCACCUAAACCUCCAACAGCUCAACCAACUGAAUCCCCUACAACUCAACCACCUAAACCUCCAACAACGGAACCAACUAAACCUCCAACAACUCAACCACCUAAACCUCCAACAACGGAACCAACUAAACCUCCAACAACUCAACCACCUAUACCUCCAAUAACUCAACCACCUAAACCUCCAACAGCUCAACCAACUGAAUCCCCUACAACUCAACCACCUAAUCUAUCACCAGUUACAUCUCCUCCAAGUAUAUCCAGUCUUUGUCCAUCAGAUAAUUCGAAAAAUGGAGAGUCUUAUCCACACGAGUGUGUUUGUAGCAAAUUUUAUGUUUGUGGAAACGGAAAAUUAAUUGUAAAGCAGUGUCCUGAUGGCUUAGACUACAAUCCAACACUUCAAGUUUGUGAUUGGCCAAAUCAAGCUGGUUGUAAUACGACCAAUAAUAAGAGUCCUCCAAGUUCUAGUACACCUAGAUUAACAACUUUACCUUCAUCUACACCUUCACUUACUUCGACGACUACUCAACCUCCUCCAACGACUACUCAAAAACCUCCUUCAUCAACUCUAUCAACCACCACCGAAGUGACUCAGAAACCACAAGCUAUAGAGUCGAAAUGCCCUGACGAUAUCUCCAGUAUUAAAAUUCCUCAUGAAGUCAAUUGCGUUAAUUACUACCAAUGCAGUAAAGGCCAGAAAAUACUGAAACAAUGUCCUUCAGGCUUAGAAUUCAAUGCUGAUCUUCGCAUCUGUGACUGGCCCGAAUAUGCUGGAUGCUCUCUAAACCUCAACUUUUCUGCAAAAAAGAAUAAUGUGAUUCAAGUGUCAAAAAGAGCAGUUUUAAAUUCUGACAAUAAUGGCUGUUUAGGUUCUUGUCCAACAUCAGAUCCGAUGGAGUAUUCAGUAUUAUUAGAACAUGAAGAUUGUAGUAGAUUUUGUAAAUGUACUAAUGGUAGGGCUGUAGUUUUUAAUUGUCCACCUGGCUUAGAAUUUAAUUCAGUUGAUGAAACCUGUGAUUUUGCUGAGAUGUCUGGAUGCGAUCGAGAAAAACGACCAGCUGGUGUCUAAAAAUAUGACUAGCAAAUUUAGCAAAUUAUAAAAAAGUUUAAUUAACAACAUUAAUGAUUAUGUAAAUUUUAAAUGUGUACAUAAAAAAAAGAUAGGUCAAAUAAAUUCGAUUAAACAUGAA